CUGAUUUUUUGCACACUCCACCAAAAUCACAAUCAACACCUGUUCGAACUACGCUCUGGCAAUUAAUUAAUUCCGUUUUCGCAAUUAAUUAAUCGAAUCGUGCCCUAAUUGGAGAUUCAUUAAGAAGAUGGAACAAGGUAACGAUUCUGUGGCGAAAGAUUUACAAAUCGUGAUGGGACUCAUGGCGAAAAACAAGAUUGAACUUCCGUCCACGGUGGUGCUUAAGGGGGAGAAAAUUCAACCCGUCGACCACACCUCGCUUCCCGACAUGUUGGUUGGGGGAGGGAAAGAGGGGGGAAAUCCUACCCCGUCGACGUCGACAUCGAGCAGCAAUCAAGCCGACGAGAAGAUGGAGACUGAGGAGGAACGGAUUGCAAAAGAAUUCGGGAAAGAGGAUGCUGCCGCCAAAGUCUACCAUUGCGCCGUGUGUCACCUCGAAGUCUCUGGCGAGGAGGUACGUCGCUGUGGAAAGUGUCGUCGCCGUGUCUACUGCGGGAAGGAGUGUCAACUUGUGGACUGGUCUUGCAAAGUCCGUGGGAAGGGUCAAGGGCACAAAAAUUGGUGCGGGAUUCCUUACGGGGAAGAAGACGAGGACUGGUGUGUCGCUCACGUGCCGGGAAAAGGUCUCGGAAUCGUGGCGAUGCGUUCUUUCUCUGCUAAAGAGAGAAUCCUGGUCGUGGAGCACCGUCCCAUCGCGGAGAUAUUCAGCGGCUCGGGCCUCACCAAGUCGGACACGGUCGGAUCGUUAGGCCGGCUCAAGAUGAUCAAUCAUGCCUGUGACUGCAAUGCUAGCCGGUUUCCGGUCGAGGAUGGUGCGAUGAGUGUCGUCGUUCUCCACGCUCAUCGAGACAUCGCCGCCGGUGAAGAGAUUACUGUCAGCUAUUCUGCCUUCAACGAGACGAGUUUCACUGCAAGCUCGGAAUCUGCCCAAGAGUCGAGGGCAUAUUUGCAGUCGACGUACAACAUCAUCUGCCGGGAGGACUGUUUCUGUCGAGACGAGAAUCUCGACCAAUUAAUCGAUGAGGGGAAAGGGAUUGAUCGGUCAUUGAAAAUUCCACAGCCGGAGAUACGUUCCAAGAAGUCUGUUAACACGAAGCUGCGCCAAAUCGAGGCACUUUUGUCGAUCCAGACCCAGGUCAAGGCGUCAUUUUUGGCGAGACUUUCCAUCCUAAAGCUGGGAUUCUGCUUGGCAGUCAUGCAGUCGGCCACACUGCCACUGGCGAUGCAGUAUUUGACCGAAGCGAAGGAAUUAUUGGUGUGUAUUUCACAUCCGAAGACAAAGGCUGUUCAAGAAUUUGAUCAACUUUUGGAGGAUGUGUCGACUUAUCCGGAGUAUUUGAAGUUUGAUUGAAUCGGAAAUUUUUCACAAAUAUUUCUGGGUGUAAAAGGAGGAUUUACUUAAUAUUUAUUUAUAUCUAUCCACAAAUUAUUCCAAAUUUGUAGUGCCAAUCAAAUUGUUACUUUUUGCAAUUUAAACUCUAUUUUUAGAGGUUGAUGAUUCAUGUUUCUUGUUAACUUGAAGUUAAUUAUUCAUAAAUAUUUAUGGGUGUAAAAGGAGGAUUUACUUUAUAUCGAUCUACAAAUUAUUCCAAAUUCUAAGUUUGUAGGUCCAAUCAAAUUGUUACUUUUUGUCAAUUUCAGUACUCUAUUUUUAGAGGUUGAUUAUUCAUCAAUUCAUGUUUCUUGUUUGAACUUUAAAUUUCAUUUCAAUAAAAUUUCAUUUGUUUGCAAA
Molecule: messenger RNA, 1732 nt
Organism: Folsomia candida
Lineage: Eukaryota; Metazoa; Arthropoda; Collembola; Entomobryomorpha; Isotomidae
Exons: 6
Coding region: 128-1351 (407 amino acids)
Molecular function (GO): protein binding
Source: RefSeq, a predicted model, not a curated record